AACAAAAGGAAGAAAAGGAUUAAGGAAGGAAAAGGUGAUUCAAGAAGAGCCGUCAUGUCGGGGCGACCGAGAACCACCUCUUUUGCAGAGAGCUGCAAGCCAGUGCAGCAGCCUUCAGCUUUUGGUAGCAUGAAAGUUAGCAGAGAUAAAGAUGGCAGCAAGGUGACCACAGUGGUGGCAACUCCUGGACAGGGUCCUGACAGGCCACAAGAAGUCAGUUACACAGACACUAAAGUGAUUGGAAAUGGGUCAUUUGGUGUGGUGUAUCAAGCCAAACUUUGUGAUUCAGGAGAACUGGUCGCCAUCAAGAAAGUUUUGCAGGACAAGCGAUUUAAGAACCGAGAGCUCCAGAUCAUGAGAAAGCUAGAUCAUUGUAACAUAGUCCGAUUGCGGUAUUUCUUCUACUCAAGUGGUGAGAAGAAAGAUGAGGUCUACCUUAAUCUGGUGCUGGACUUUGUUCCGGAAACAGUGUACAGAGUUGCCAGACACUAUAGUCGAGCCAAACAGACACUCCCUGUGAUCUAUGUCAAGUUGUAUAUGUAUCAGCUGUUCAGAAGUUUAGCCUAUAUCCAUUCCUUUGGAAUCUGCCAUCGAGAUAUUAAACCACAGAACCUCUUGUUGGAUCCUGAUACAGCUGUAUUAAAACUCUGUGACUUUGGAAGUGCAAAGCAGCUGGUCCGAGGAGAACCCAAUGUUUCAUAUAUCUGUUCUCGGUACUAUAGGGCACCAGAGUUGAUCUUUGGAGCCACUGAUUAUACCUCUAGUAUAGAUGUAUGGUCUGCAGGCUGUGUGUUGGCUGAGUUGUUGCUAGGACAACCAAUAUUUCCUGGGGACAGUGGUGUGGAUCAGUUGGUGGAAAUAAUAAAGGUCCUGGGAACACCAACAAGGGAGCAAAUUAGAGAAAUGAACCCAAAUUAUACAGAAUUCAAAUUCCCUCAAAUCAAGGCACAUCCUUGGACAAAGGUCUUCCGGCCCCGAACUCCACCAGAGGCAAUUGCACUGUGUAGCCGUCUACUGGAAUACACACCAACCGCCCGACUGACACCACUGGAAGCUUGUGCACAUUCGUUUUUUGAUGAAUUACGGGACCCAAAUGUAAAACUACCAAAUGGGCGAGACACACCUGCACUCUUCAACUUUACCACUCAAGAACUGUCAAGUAACCCACCUCUGGCCACCAUCCUUAUUCCUCCCCACGCUCGGAUUCAAGCAGCUGCUUCCACCCCUACGAACGCCACUGCAGCCUCAGAUACUAAUGCUGGAGACCGUGGACAGACCAAUAAUGCCGCUUCUGCAUCAGCUUCCAACUCCACCUGAACAGCCCCAAGUAGCCAGCUGCGCAGGAAAAACCAGCAGUUACUUGAGUGUCACUCAGCAACACUGGUCACGUUUGGAAAGAAAAUUAAAAAGAGGAAAAAAACAAAAACAAAAAACCCUGUUCAUUUUAGUGUUCAAUUUUUUUAUUAUUGUUGUUCUUAUUUAACCUUGUAAAAUAUCUAUAAAUACAAACCAGUUUCAUUGUAUUCUCACUUUUAAGGAGAUCCAAGGGGUGGGAGGGCUGGGGUGGGGGGAGGAGAGGAGCACUAGAACACACAAUCUCUCCCACGACAAUCUUUUCUUUUCUUUUUUUAAAUCAGACGUCUGCUAUUGUAUACCUUAAAGACCAGACUCCUGCCUCAUGCCCCCACCACAAGAGAAGAAAACCUGUUCUGUGCUUGUUUAUUUUCUGAUUUUGUUUUCUUUUAAAGUCUGGUGUAGGACUUUGAUACAGUGCACAGCUUGAAAUUGGUUGGGAGCUUAGCAGGUGUACUCAACAGGGACUUAAUGUCACCUGUAAAAUGUAUACAUAGCCUCGGGUAUUUGAAGACUUGCCUUUGGCAGGUUGAUGGCAGGUGUGACAGACCAAAAAAAAAAAAAAAAAAAGAGAGAGAGAGAGAGAGAAGAAAUGUGUAUUGUUCAUAGCCCAGGGAGGUCACUAAGUCUGAAACUUAUAAGGAAAGAUUUGUGAUUGGUUAUUUAAGGUUUGUUUUGCUCUUGACCAGUGCAAGUGUUGCAGAUGCUGGCUUAGGAAGGCUGCAAGGAGAGCCACAGCUGCAUGCCCUGGGGUGGAUCUUGGUUCACCUGACCAAAGGCUGUCUGCAUAACUUAAUGCUGUUUUGAGGUGGUGCCCUGAGAUGAGAUUGGAGAUGGUGAUAAGCCAGCAGCUCUGGGUGCAUCAGAAGGCAAAUGACAGGAAGGCAGCAGGCCAGGGGCAGAUCUCACCACUGUGAAUGAAUUUGUCCAGAGUUUUCUAAAGUUAUUUCCCUUAGAAAAAUACACUUGAGAGAAGACAUUGUAGCUAAAUAAUGUGAACUGUAACAGUCUACUGCUUUUUUUUUCAUAUUUUAAUUGAAAAUCAAGCUUGCAAGACUUUCCACGUUCUUAAACAUAGUUCUAAUUUUAAAUCCAAAUCUAGACUGUAUAUUUAAUUUCUGCUUUUUAACAUCAUGCUUUUUAAAUUUAUUUAUUGAUGCAUGUCAGAUAGGCCAUUAUGAUUUUAAGUGGUAGGCAUAUUAAAAACCACACAUCAAAAUGAUAAAGUCACCUGUACCUGCUGACUUUAUAGGAAAACUGAUUAUAUCAAUGUGUGUAUAUGUUAUAUAUACAUAUAUUCAAUACUGCCUUUUCUUUUUGUCUAUAAUAUCAAAAUUGACUGACUGAAUCAUGAAAAGAAUGUUCCCUCAAUCAUUAAGAGUUUUGUUUUAGUUUUCUAUGUUUAUCAAUGAAUGGUGUAAGAAUCAGUCUCUUGUUAUUUGAAGACAAAGCAAUAUUCCUUGGAAAGCAAGGAUGAUUGAAGGAUUACGUUUGAGUGAGGAACAGAAUUCAUAACUAGUUUGUUGAUCCUUUUAAGGUUGGUAUCUUUGUGGGCCUUAUAUACUCUAAAAUGAACCUUGGUGCUUAUGGGCCAUUACUUGACCUAUGAAUCUUUAAGGCACAAUCAGUUACCUUUCACAUUUAAAGAUCACUUGAGUGAUGGCCACCUAUCCUUCCUCCCUCUCCUUCCCCAGUGUCUGCUAAGGUCAGCAAAUGAUGAGACCUACAGAGCCCUUGGCUGUGUGUGGCCUCCUUUGCCCUCGUUACCACCUUCAGUCAUUGGGGUGGGGUCCUGCCCUCCAGGUGGGUGGAAAGAGGGGUCUCUUGGCAGCCCUUGUCCAGGCCCUAGCACCCUGUCAUGCCUCUUCGACCGCGUCUGUAACUCUCCACGAGAGUUGCGCUGCCUGCCGAAAUGAAUCGAUAGUAGAGAGACAGCAGCGAGCCAUCUGACUUCUCACUCACUGUGCGGCUACGCUCUUUGGGCCACAAAAGGGGCAUCUCAAACCUCUGCUUCUAUCAGAGUUCACAAGAACGGAAGCAUGCUUAGUCAAACCAAAUCAAACAAAUAGGCUUUUACUUUCUGUGAAGUGCUUCCGAGAGAUAGAGUUUGAAAGAAUUCUGACAUCAAAGUAUUUGACAGCAUAGUUCCUAGAAGGGGUGACUUGGAAGGCCGUUUUCAGAAAGAAUUUGUAAAGAGUCUGAAUAAGUGGUUCUGUGGCCUAAGAGGGGAACCUGCUUUCAGAUAAAACUGCCCAGCCAGACACAGACACUACUCUGGACUUGGUGUACUUGCUAGAGUCCAUAAAAAUCAGUGCUUGCUUUUAGCAAAUACUCCCCACCGCCCAGAUGGGGUAAGAGAAGAGCAAGGUUAGGUGCUUUUCUCUAACCUGUGUGCGUGCGUGAUGUGUGUUUCUGUGUGUGUGCAAGCGUGAUUGUGUGUGUGUGUGUGUGUGUGUGUGUGUGUGUGUGUGUGUGGGCUGAGGUGCACGAUUUUUCUUUCUCAAGGAUCAUGGCAGGAUCACAGAACUUAUACAAGUGAGAUCCAGGUGUCUGAAUAUCUUUUUGUAAAUAAUAAUAAUUAAAAGCUCCUCACCAAAUUCAAGCUUGUAUAUUAUAUUUUCUUUCGAUGUUUUUAAAUUUAAGUUUUAUUGUUUUGUAUGUAAAUAUGUGGACCCAGGAACUGUUAUUAAUGAGCAAAAAGUUACUGUUCAGGGCAGUGAUUCUGUUUAAUAACCAGACAAAAAUGUAGACGAGCUUUUUAAAGCCAUAUAGUUUUGACUCUGUACAGUAGGUACCGGCCUGUAUUAUUGUAACAAUAACUCUAGCAAUGUAUAGUGUAUCUAUAUAGUUUGGAGUGCCUUCGCUUCCGUGUAUUUGGUUUUGUUUUGUUUUUUUAAUUGACUUCCUUUAUCCAUGUGUCCCUGUCAGUCCCCUUUCCGUCUGAAGUUACAAGGUAACAGCACCUUUGCCCCCUCCACAGUUUGAGUAGGGGAGAGGAAACUGUGUUUGAAAUCUCAUUUCAUUGUAGCCUUGCCUUUCUUUGGUUCUGGGUGUGUCUGUCUCCUCAGUAACAGCGACCGGUUUCAUUUCACACUUAGUCCAUGCAGGGACUUGGUAGAGCGCAGGGAGUCCUAGAGCUGGAGGAUGUCAGAUCGAUUGGGUUUGGCUCAUCUUUUCCUCAAGCCCUAAAGCAGGCCUUGCAGCAGAUUGGGAAGAUCCCACUCUCACUCUGCCCCCACCUACUGCCCUCCCAACCAAGAGAAAGAGACAUCGGUUUUGUUUGAUUUUGAAAAAGAAGUCAUGCUGUCUUGGUGGCAUUUGUUUUUUGAUACGCCAGUGGUCUGGAUGCCCUGGUGAAGUUGUUGGCAGCUGCUGUACCAUGUGCUGUGCUGGUGAGGACUGUCAAGUGGACUCUGAACCCAUUCCUCCCUCCUGCCAUCUUGUUGGGUGAAGCAUCAUUUUAAUUUCUUUUUUGAAAAUCAGUUUCCUAACUGUGCCUAAUAGGGCCUUUUGAAAGAAAAAAAAAGUAUUCAUUUUGCCACCAACUACUUUGUAUGUCUUGAAUAGAAGAAGGAAAACAAAAAGAAAAAAGCCACUACCAAACCAAAGGUUGCUAUUUUUGAGACAUCGUGUGUUUAUUGCACAUGGCAGAAGACUGCACCUUCUUUCCCAUAACAUUCUGUGUUUUUUUUACUUAAGUCUUUAAUUCUUUUAGACCCAUUUAUUAGGUUUGUGUUUUAGCAAAGUGUAUCUACCUGGUCUUCCUGUCCACACAAAUACAGAGGUCCUGAGAGGACUGUGUUCUCUAUCCCUGUGGAUGUAAAGACACUGGCAAUUCUGUUACAUUUCCCUUCCCUUUUAAGGGUUUUAACUUUGGAAUCUUCCAAAGGAAGUUUGGCCAGUGCCAGAUCUCCCAGAGUUGGGGUUUUUGUUUUUGUUUCUUUCUUUGUUUUAAAUCAAAAUUGUGUCUGGUUCCUAUUGACACUACUGAUUGUUCUCAUCACAGAGAUGAACACGUUUCUCCCCUGUAUGGAAAGUGAGCAUCUUCCUUUAUGGUGAAACUUGUCUUUUCUGGUAAAAACUGAAGCCACUGAAAAUAAAGAAACAGCUAGAAGCACAGGAGAGUCCCAGACCAAGGUCUCCUUGGAGAGUCUUGGGAAGUGAUCCCUGGGUCUGGGGCCUUUUCGUGGGGCUAUGCCAUUUUAUUCAAGCUUGUUGUUCCAUUGUGUAUCUCCACAAUACAAACAAAAUGACAGCCAGUACAUAAGGGGUUAGCUUGACAAAGUAGACUACCUUGUGUUAAUUUUUAAUUUUUUUUUCUUACUAUAUCUGUCUACAGGCAGAUACAGAUAGUUGUAUGGAAAUGUGCUUGCCUGUAAUAUUUGCAUUUAUAAAUGUGUUGCCGAUGGAUCACUUGGGCCUGUACACAUACCAAUUAGCGUGACCACUUCCAUCUUAAAAACAAAUCUAAACAAAAUUUAUUAUUAUUAUAAUAUAUAUAUAUAUAAAGGACUGUGGGUUGUAUACAAACUAUUGCAAACACUUGUGCAAAUCUGUCUUGAUAUAAAGGAAAAGCAAACGCUGUAUAACAUUACUACUUGAAUGCCUCUGUGACUGAAUGUUUUUUUUUUCAUUUUAAAUAUAAACUUUUUUGUGGAAAGUAUGCUCAAUGUUUUUUUCCCUUCCCCCAUUCCCUUGUAAAUACAUUUCGUUCUAUGUGACUUGGUUUGGAAAUAGUUAACUGGUACUGUAAUUUGCAUUAAAUAAAAUGUAGGUUAGCCUGGAAAUGAAAUUAAAAUUCACAAGUGUGUGGUCUUUAUUUCAGUGCCCACUCCUCUUUCUUUACUCUGCCUACUUUGCCAUUGCAACAUAUAGUCACGUCACCUAUCCUCUCCUCUAACUGGGGAAACACGAAUCUUUGUUACGAACACACAACUCUCAUUCUUUGAAAUGACCUUGCUCUGAUGUAUAGACAGGAGGGGCAGCUUCUGGCCUGGAAACCCCUGGACUUAAUGUAGAGGACGUUCUGCAGAUACUGCUAUGGAAAGAAGAUGUCCCCAGAAGGGACAGUGGUAAAAGCGUUUGUAAGCUGCUGUCUUUGGUUACUGUGUCCAUGGUUUGGUGUGACUGUAUUUUCUUUUCUCUUCCGUCUUAUUAGUAAUGGUCUUUGGGAGUCUCUGUAAAACAUGAACGCCAUGGACAGUGGGUCUGUGUCACCCAUAUAACCAACACGUGUUUGAGGCUGCUCAUUUCCAGUACUGGAUAAUGUAUGUUAACAUGUUAUGUCUCUUAGUGCAAACAGAAACACUCUUUUUUUUUUUUUUUUUUUUUUUUUUAGGGCUGGCUUGUUGUCAGGCCUAAAGGUUAGAUUUAAGGUCAUGUGACUGCUGCUUCAAUAAAGACAAAUUUAUAUUCGAUUGAGUGUGGUCUUUUAUUUAGUGGGCUAGUUCUAUUAACAUUUUUAGAAGGGACUCACUGUGGUGCCACCUGCCUGUAAUUCCAGCACUGGGGAAUGGGGCUGGGUCAGCAGGGCGGUGGUCUCCAUCAUUUUUGGGUCCUACCGUGGCCAUUUGGGUUGGGACUAUAGGACCUGAAAGGUUCUUUAUUCCUGAGUCCUUCCAGGCAUAGUGCUGAACCAUAGGCCAGCAGCAGGGCUAGUCUUUCCGAGCACCUUGCAGUGUUAGAGAGCUGUGGUUCUGGGAAGAAGAGCAGCCUGAGUGAACUGAAACUGCUCUGCUGACUGGUGAGCUACCUGGAGCUGGGGUUGCCAGUUAAUGGUAGCUAGGAGUGGGUUGAUUGGUUUUUAAGUCUCUCUUCUUCCCAGAAAGCAAGGGUCACUCCUGGGCCUCCCGCAUGAAGAUUUGUCACUCAAGACAGUGGCUGCUGAGUGGUUCGUGCGUGAUGGGAGAGCCAGAGGCCUACAGUGGCUCACAGAUCUUUUCUCCUGCACUUUGGAAAUCGACCAAUCCCCUCUUGAGUGGGGAACCAGAAAAAGAAUUGUUGACACCAAGAUGCCUAGAAACCAAUACUUGCUUCUACUUGUUCAGAAGCUCAGGGAGGGGGCCGAAGAGGAAACCAGAUGGAGAGCAGGAAGGUUGGAUGGAUCUCUGAAUCUUAAAACUCAGCCAUGGCGCUAAGAGGAUGUAUAACCUAUCUGCGCUCUUUUGUGCCGCCAACCGUGAAUCGUACACAUUCUUGGAAUACGUGUUUACUGUCUGUGAUUCUUGUGCCCCUGCCAGUUUAGUGUUCAGGGCCCUGCCUGGGUAUUUUAAAACUCAGCUAGGAUAGGGAGUGUAUUCUGUAUUACAUCUUAAUCUUAACCUCACUUCUCCGACCCCACCCACGUCUAACUACUGUCAGGCUUUUGAAUGAGUAGCACCAAAGGUAACUUCCCAGAGGAAGAAGAGAUGCCUGUGUGGUUUAUGAAUAUAGUUGAAUAGAAUCUAGACUUCCAGAUGAGAAAUGUAUUGCUAGUUAUAACCAAGUCUUUAGUUAUACGAAAUCAUGAGUUUGCUGCAAAGGGCUUCAGGUUCUCCCAAACACAAAUGCUUUCUUUAUUUAUGUCUUUGUGUAGAAAUGGGGGUGGGGAGUGGCAGGGGAUUAAGCUUACUGUUUUGACUUCUGUACAUCUGAUGCCAGUACGGUUUGGCCUGUUUGUAAGAUGGCUAGAGUCAAGUAAUUACCUGUUGGUUAAAAUUCAGUUACUUUUAACUUCCUUUGCAACCGAGUAUUUUCACACAGUAACUACAUUUCUAUUAUGGCAUGUAUAUAUUUUUAUAUAUAAUAAUCAAGCACAAAAGCUAAUUAGGCGAAUAGCUCGUUUUUCUGUCGUAAAGGCAGAUGGUCAGGCUUAUAAAGAGCAAUGCUGAACUCAGAAGAGUACAGCUGUGUAUGUGUGCUUUGGGAUACUGUCUCUCUGUUUCCCCAGACUGCCCUGUAUUCUUACCUCAGUCUCGCCUGGCUCUGUUUUUUAUUUCUGUUUUCUCAUUCUCACAUUUUUUUUUUCUUUCCCAGAAAAAAAGGUCAAAAAAUAGGGGCUGGAGAGAUGGCUCAGCGGUUUAAGAGCACUUGAUUUUCCAGAGGACCAGAGUUCAGUUCCGAGCAUCCACAUCAGGUGGCUCACAACCACCUCUAACUACAGCUCCAGGGAACGCAGCGCCCUCUUCUGACCUCCUUGGGCAUCCGUACACACACACACACACAGAGAGCAAAAAUAAAUCUUUUUUAAAAUA
Messenger RNA from Alexandromys fortis (reed vole), 8585 nucleotides. RefSeq names its product glycogen synthase kinase 3 beta (gene Gsk3b). Gene Ontology annotation, biological process: negative regulation of canonical Wnt signaling pathway; protein phosphorylation; regulation of microtubule cytoskeleton organization. Lineage: Eukaryota; Metazoa; Chordata; Mammalia; Rodentia; Cricetidae. Bases 55 to 1317 code for a protein of 420 amino acids. The record is from RefSeq and is a predicted model, not a curated record. The transcript has 11 exons. Gene Ontology annotation, molecular function: protein serine/threonine kinase activity; tau-protein kinase activity; ATP binding. Gene Ontology annotation, cellular component: nucleus; cytosol; glutamatergic synapse.